Molecule: messenger RNA, 9273 nt
Organism: Rattus norvegicus (Norway rat)
Lineage: Eukaryota; Metazoa; Chordata; Mammalia; Rodentia; Muridae
Gene: Aff3
Product: ALF transcription elongation factor 3
Exons: 23
Coding region: 156-3869 (1237 amino acids)
Biological process (GO): embryonic hindlimb morphogenesis; regulation of gene expression; response to tumor necrosis factor
Cellular component (GO): nucleus; nucleoplasm
Source: RefSeq, marked validated
GAGCUCGCUCGCGGCUCUGGGAGAGUGUGGCUGCGCGCGAGCCGGCGAGCGGCGCGCGGGCGGCCCGAGGCUCGGCGGCGGCGGCGGACACAGCGGCGGCGGCGGACACAGCGGCGGCGGCGGCGACGGCGGCGGCGGCGCUGACACCUCCCACCAUGGACAGCUUCGACUUAGCCUUGCUCCAGGAAUGGGACCUCGAGUCACUGUGUGUCUAUGAACCAGAUAGGAAUGCGUUACGGAGGAAAGAACGGGAAAGGAGAAGUCAGGAAACGCAGCAGGACAGCGGCGGCUUUAACUCCGGUUACUCACUCUUCAGUGAACCCUACAAGACUAACAAGGGGGAUGAACUCUCCAACCGGAUCCAGAAUACAUUAGGAAAUUAUGACGAGAUGAAAGACUUUUUAACUGACCGAUCCAACCAGAGUCAUCUUGUUGGCGUCCCCAAGCCUGGUGUUCCCCAGACUCCUGUGAACAAGAUCGAUGACCAUUUUGUGGCAGAGUCAAGAGCCCAGCCCCAGCCCUCAUCUGUCUGCAGCACUGCAUCUUCCACACCUGCAGCUGUCCCAGUGCAGCAGAGCAAGAGAGGCACCAUGGGCUGGCAGAAGGCUGGGCACCCACCGUCUGACGGCCAACAGAGAGCAGCGCAACAGGGCUCUCUCAGGACCUUGCUUGGAGAUGGUGUUGGCAGACAGCAGACAAGGGCCAAGCAAGUGUGCAAUGUGGAGACGGGGCUUCAGACACAGGAGAGGCCGCCUGCAAUGGCAGCCAAGCACAGUGGCGGUGGACACUGCGUUCAGAACUUUCCCCCAUCCCUGGCUUCAAAACCCAGCCUGGGGCAGCAGAAACCAACCGCCUAUGUGCGGCCAAUGGAUGGCCAGGACCAGGCUCCCGACGAAUCUCCUAAGCUUAAGUCAUCCACGGAAACUGCUGUGCACUGCACGGCCUACAGAGGGGUCCCGGCCGGCAAACCAGAGUCAGCCAGAGCCAAGGGCAAGCUCGCUAAGUUCAGCAUCCCCAAGCAAGGCGAGGAGAAUAGAUCUGGAGAAACCAACAGCUGUGUGGAAGAAAUAAUUCGGGAGAUGACCUGGCUUCCUCCACUUUCCGCCAUUCAAGCUCCUGCCAAGGUGGAACCAAGCAAGUUCCCAUUCCCAAAUAAGGACUCACAACUUGUAUCCUCUGGACACAGUAAUCCAAAGAAAGCUGAUGCGGAGCCAGAGAGUCCAGACAAUGGCACGUCGAACACUUCAACUCUGGAAGACGACCUUAAGCUAAGCAGUGAUGACGAAGAGGGUGAGCAGCAGGCAGCCCAGAGAACGGUUCUCCGCGCUCUAGCUGACAGCUCCGUGGUCCAGCAGACCAACUGUAGAGGUUCCGCGCCAUCCAGCAAGGGCAGCAGCAGCAGCAGCGGCGGCAGCAGCUCCUCCAGCGACUCAGAAAGCACUUCCGGCUCCGACUCCGAGACGGAGAGCAGCUCCAGCGAGAGCGAGAGUGAGGGCAGCAAGCCUCCGCACUGCUCCAGCCCCGAGGCCGAACCUGCGUCCUCGAACAAGUGGCAGUUGGAUAAAUGGCUGAACAAAGUUAAUCCUCACAAGCCGCCAAUUCUGAUCCAAAAUGAAAGCCAUGGCCCGGAAAGGAAUCAAUACUACACGCCUGUGAAAGAUGAAGGGCAAGACUGCGGGAAACUUCCUGAGAUCUGCCAAGCCAGCCUGAGGGACAAGGAGCUCAAGACUGCCUGCAAGGAGGAGCAGCGGCCGAGGACCGCAAACAAGGUCCCUGGCAGCAAAAGUGUCAAGCAAAAGUCCCCGCCCGCUGCGGUGGCUGUGACCGCAGCUGCCCCGCCGCCCGCGGUGCCCAGCGCACCCACGGAGAGUGCACCCGCGCCUACCCGCAGGUCAGCAGGCAAGAAGCCCACCAGGCGCACCGAGAGGACCUCAGCCGGGGACAGUGCCAACUGCCACCGACCAGAGGAGCCAGUGGCCCCAGACGCGCUGGGGGCGAGCGUAGUGGGACCCCUAGAGCCCCCCAAAACCAGGCCCUGUGGUAACAGCAGGACAGGCCACCGCAAGGAGCUGCGCUCCUCAGUGACCUGUGAGAAGCGUCGCACGCGGGGGCUGAGCAGAAUUGUCCCUAAAUCCAAGGAGUUUAUUGAAACAGAAUCUUCGUCUUCCUCUUCCUCCUCGGACUCAGACCUGGAGUCAGAGCAAGAGGAGUACAUCCUGUCCAAGGCUCCAAGCACCACCGGGAGUGAACAGAGGCUAAAGGAGGCCACCAGCAACAACAGCAGCAGCAGCAACAGCAGCAGCAGCAGCAGCAGCAGCAGCAGCAGCAGCAGCAGCACCUCCCGAGCCUCUGUGGGCUCCAUCAACGCCAGGACCACCAGUGACAUUGCCAAGGAGCUAGAGGAACAGUUCUACACGCUGGUCCCCUUUGGCAGGAAUGAACUGCUUUCUCCACUAAAGGACAGUGAUGAGGUCAGGUCUCUCUGGGUCAAAAUUGACCUGACACUCCUUUCCAGGAUCCCAGAACACCUGUCCCAGGAGCCUGGGGUCUUGAGCGCUCCUGCAGCCAAGGACACUGACAGUACCCCAGCCAGCCAUGCAUUGGACACACCUGCUGAAAAGACUUUGCCAAAAUCCAAGAGGAAACGCAAGUGUGACAAUGAAGACGACUACAGGGAGAUAAAGAAGGCCCAGGGAAAGAAGGAGGGUGCCUCACGCCUGGCUGCCUCCACUAACAACACCUUCUCCGGCAGCCACUGCAACGUGAGCAUCAACAGCUUGGCAAUACCAAUAAACAAAAAUGAAAAGAUGCUCCGGUCACCCAGCUCGCCACUCUCUGAUGCAUGUAAACACAAAUACUCCAGCGAGGACGUGACUUCUUCCAGCCGACCUCACGGCAACGGGUUGUUGACUUCUGUGUCUUCCAACAAAGAGCCUAAGGCCGAGAGCCAGCUGCAGUCGCAUGCUGGGGACCUCACGAAGAUCUCUCACAACAGUUCCGAAAAUGGCAUCCUCCACAGCAAAUCACGGCCCCAGACUGAGCCAUGGUCUCCAGGUUCCAACGGCCACAGGGACUGCAAGAGACAGAAACUGAUCUUCGAUGACAUGCCCCGAAGUGCGGAUUAUUUCAUGCGAGAAGCUAAGCGGAUGAAACACAAAGCAGACGCCAUGGUGGAGAAGUUUGGGAAGGCCCUCAACUAUGCCGAAGCAGCCCUGUCCUUCAUCGAGUGUGGAAACGCAAUGGAACAAGGGCCGAUGGAGUCCAAGUCUCCGUACACCAUGUACUCGGAGACAGUGGAGCUCAUCAGGUAUGCUAUGAGACUAAAAACCCACUCAGGCCCCAAUGCCACACCGGAGGACAAACAGUUAGCUGCGCUUUGUUACCGAUGCCUGGCUCUCCUAUACUGGCGGAUGUUUCGACUCAAAAGGGACCAUGCUGUCAAGUAUUCAAAAGCACUCAUCGACUAUUUCAAGAAUUCAUCGAAAGCUGCCCAAGCCCCAUCCCCAUGGGGGUCUAGCGGCAAGAGCACUGGAAGCCCAUCCCCCAUGUCUCCCAACCCUUCUCCCGCCAGCUCCGUGGGGUCUCAGGGCAGCCUUUCCAGUUCCAGCGGCCUGUCCCCAUCGACCAUUGUGAGCAUCCCCCAGCGAAUUCACCAGAUGGCGGCCAAUCACGUCAGCAUCACCAACAGCAUCCUCCACAGCUACGACUACUGGGAAAUGGCUGAUAACCUGGCCAAGGAAAACAGAGAGUUCUUCAAUGACCUGGAUUUGCUCAUGGGACCUGUCACCCUGCACAGCAGCAUGGAGCACCUGGUCCAGUACUCCCAGCAAGGCCUGCACUGGUUACGGAGCAGCACACACCUGUCCUAGGGGCCACACCGUUGAGCCGGACUGUGUUUCCUUCUCCUCAGUGGCUCAAUGUUUCCAGACACUGUGCUACUGACAUCCCCCGCCUAUGGCAUCCCCCAAACCACAGUGAACAUCUCCUCAGAGCCUAACAACGUUGUUUCUCUGGGGCGGGGGUGUGUGUUUAGAUGUGGGUUCGUACAAAGCUGCCUGUGUGUGUGAGUGUGUGAGUGAAUGUGUGUGUGUGUGUGUGUGUGUGUGUGUGUGUGUGUGUGUGUGUGAUCGACAGCUCUGCAAACGUAUUUUCCUUUGUCUAGUUUCUAUAACCCCAGGCUAGACAGCGAUUAGAGGUUCCUCAUUGGAGGAGAUCCAUGCGGUACACAUGCUCACACACUCAGACACAUCCUACCCACCCCAGUGCUAAGCCAUUGCCUUCUUAGAAAAUUCCACCAAAAUCUCAUGCGUUGCUGAACCUGGCGCGCUCCAGCACCAGGAGACCUUAACUGGCGGACGAGUUGAACCUGUCUCCUAUUACCAAUUCUUUUCAGUAUUAUAUACAAUUCCCCAAUUACUUUUGGUUGUUGUAUACCUAUGAGCAAUUGACAGAACAAGUCGGUUAUCUUUGUGUCAGAAGUUCACUAGAACGCAUGUUAACCAAACACCCUGCCCCUCCCCCUAGUACCCUCCCCCACCCCUCAUUAUCUACCAAACACAUCAUAAGCCCAUGGAGUCUCACAAGCGUCCCGUGCAUAGUACAAAGAUGGCACCAGGAUUCCGUAAAAGCUCAGCAACCACCAUAGCAGCAGUGACUGUUCUGGUUCCAAAUGAAAGUCUUCACGGGUGGCAGCGAGCCCCUCCAGGCACGCACACUUCCUCUUUCUGCCACCGUGACUCUGUGGUUGUUGUCCGCCCAUCCAUUUCAAGUCUCUUCCUUCCACAGUAGCUUUCUUGCAACCUUCCUCAUCCAAAGGAAGAUAUUGUCCAGAGUCCGCCAUCCCUAGGUCUGGCGGUUGCUUUGCAGACUCAGACACACUCGCCGUUGUCACCCGCCUGAUUCUUGCUCUUCACACACCCGUGGGCGACUCCAGGCCUUGAGUGCGUUUUGACUUGGGGGACAUUUUUCAAGCGUUCAUUGACAAGCUGCUUACGAAGCUGAGGGAAGUUAUCCCUGUGAAGAUCAAAACUCGGUUUGGAGUAGCAACAACCAGAGCAUCAGCUUCUAUCUUUGCAUCUGGUGUGUUUAUGUCUUGACCAUGCGUCUUGUCUGGUUUCAGUUUUUUGGUUUUUUUUUUUAAUUGAGUUUUUUUCCCUGUUUUCCUGGCAUCUCGUUUACAGUUUUUGUCUGAAGUUUGUUUUCUCUCGUUUUUCCCAUCCCCUAGACUUAGUCUUCUUGUUAAAUAUAUGUAGAUCUGAAAUAUUAGUAUAAAGAAACAAGUCCUGUCUACAAGGCGUAUCUCACAACACUUUGAGAACAAACCAUUGUCCUUGAGUUACUUGACCAAACUAUACCAGGGCAGCCAGAGGGAGAGAGGGAAGGCCACCUGCAGAGCCCUGCACUGUUGAAGGUGGCCAAGGGGUCACAAAGUGUGUGUCCUGUGUUUCCUCCCUCUCCCUGUGAGCUUGGCUGUGCACACAUCAGCAUCUGUCGGCUUUGUCAGGGGGUGGCAAAUAAGAUCACUCUCAUCGCCCAGCUCCCUGCGUGGAUUCAAAACUGUACCAACAGCUGAACACACUUUGGUGAUCCGCACCAAAGUGGAUCAUGGAAUUUGCAUCUGGCUUCCGACCCUCAGACACUUGAAAUUUUUAGAAGUACCAUGAUGGCUUCAAAUGUUUGGGACCAGAACUGUUUUUUAUAAGACAUUAGACUAUUGGUGAACACAUAAUGAGGUAUCUCGGGAGAGAGGAUGCAAGUCUAAACAUGAAGUCCAUUUAUGUUUUAUAUAUACCCUGUCCACAGGAAGACAAUGUCUGCAAUACCAAUUGUAAGCCAUCCCAAGAGUUCAGGCGUGGGAUUGACGGCUGGCGUCAUGGCGCUGUACAAGAGGUUUUAGAUUCCGGAGCAGUUUAGGCUUGAGGUUCUUGAGAAGGCUCCGCCUGUUUCCAUCUCUGUACUUAUCCGUGCUCCUCGAACCACUUGCUCUCGCUGGUGGCAGGCCUGUGAUCCCAUCCUGUGUUCAAAGUCUGAAUAUACGAAAUUCAAUCACCUCGUGUGCAGCAGUGAGACUUUGUUCUGGUUACUCUUGGUGAAUUCUGGCAAAAACCUUUGAACCCUCACGUAGAGCCAUACCCUUGAGGGUCCUCUGUGCAGCCUGGGGGACCUCCUCUGUCCCUGCCUUUCUUUAGAGUCACAAGCUUAGUUUCAACACCCACAUAAUCCACAUUCCUGGGAAACCCGUCCGGUGGCCUCAGGCUGAUUGAACCAGCACAGGUCUGGUGAACAGGCUGAUGACCUGCAUCCAAACAAGACUUCCAGAGACUGGUCUGGGGCGGGGCCAGGGAGGGGCGCAUAGUCAGAGCGUGCAGGUCCUAGUCAGGUCUCUUGCCUCAUCCAUGCAGCAGGGGCAGGCUCAGUAUAGCUAACUUUAUGAAGAAACCAUCUCUCAUCCGAUGGGGCUCAAUGUUGAUAAUCCUGGUAAGGGGCCAUCUUCCACUUGAUGCCAUAAAAGGUCAUCCCCAACACGUUCCUUUCCUUAAGUUGGGUUGCCAAGUGGAAACAUCUUUCUUAGGUUCUAUGACUAUAAAAAUCCUACAUGUUCACUGUAGGAAUUCAAACAAUAUUGGAAGGGAGAAGAUGCAAGUCUGUGGCUGCCUCACACACAACCCCAAGAUGACCACAGCUCAGUGAUCCUGUGUCUUUCCAGAGAGUUUUAUAUUUAAGCAUAACAUCAAUUACCACGUGUUUCUAUUAGAAGACAUACACUGACCUCAGAUGUCCCACCAAAGUCCCAUUGGUCUCAUCCUCCAUGACCUGAGUAGACAUCAGUCACCCUUUGUCACAAUGUUAGAAUUACCUUUGAAAGGGCGCAGCCUAGAUGUUCCUGAAAAACCUUUGGCAUCAGUUGUUACUCCGCACGUAUCCGUCUCUGGUGCAGCUGUGCCCCGGGAGAGAAGAUCCGUUAAAACGGGCUUUUGGAGACGUUCAAACCUGGUCCUGCUCUCUGAGAGGAUACACUGGAAGAAUUCACUCACUAAACCAUUGACAGUUUGUGUGCUAGAUUGAACACCUGGGAUGCAAUGGAAGGCAAAGAGGCUUUUCUGCACCAAAAUGUAUCCCAGUAUGUACAACGAUGGUGUGUGUGCUGUGUAACAGUGAUGUGUACACCUCUGACACCCAUAACAGAAUAGACACAGUUCACAUAAAUGCAUACAUUUAAAAAUAUAUAUGUACCAAUACAGCUAACACAGAACUGGAGUACACCUGACAGGUAUAGCUAGGGCCUAACAUCAAGUCUAAGUCGCGAUGCGCUCGGAUCACCUUGGAGGUGGGAGUCACUGUUAUACCAUCAAUGCGGUGGUAUUAUUUGUGGAUCGUAUCUUUGAAACUGUGCAGAAACAGUAACAUAUGCAUAUAUAUUUUUAAAUAACAUUUUUCACAGUUUUCCAGCGUUACUAUUGAGAUCUGUAUCGCAAAAAAAAAGAAAAAAGAAAAAAAAAGAGAAAAAUGCAAGAUUUUUUUUAAUAAUGUAGACACUCUUCAGACCCAGUUAUCGGCGUAUGAUUUCUUUCCUGUUUGUAGAUAUUCAAGAGACUUUAGCAGUCACCAGCCUUAAUGCAUGUACAGGAUACUAUUGUGACUUAAUUUAUCUGCAGUUUUUAAUCCAUAUAAAAUUGGAGUUUAUAAACGGACUUGGAUUAAAUAUGUCUGCCUUUCUAAGGCUGCAAAUGAAACAUUAAAUGAUUCAUGUUGUAUGUGAGAGAAACCGAGUUGUACGUUUAAAAGAAAAAAGUUCGCCAGUUUCUGUUAGAACUGAAAUAUUUUCAGAGCAGGAUUCUGGUUCCCAGCUUGGAUUCUCUUUGGAAGCAACCUUCUUUCAUGAAUGUGCCCUUCCUUCCUUCCUUCCUUCCUUUCUUCCUUCCUUCCUUCCUCCCUUCCCUUCCCUUCCCUUCUUUUUUCUUCUUUUCUUUUUUCUUUUCUAUUUUUUUUAAAAUCUUAGGCAUUGCACUCAGGGCCUGGCACAUGCUAUGCCACCACUGAGCUGCAUCCCCAACCCUCACCCCUUCACUGAUGUUCAAACAUAGCUCCUGUAGCUAGCAUUGUGAAAUCUGAUAUUUUUUAAUAGAACCGUAGUUUCCUACUUCUAUUUUCCAUACUCUUCUCUGUCUCUGUCCCUAUAUCUCUCUGUCUCUGUCUCUGUGUGUGUGUGUGUGUCUGUCUCUCUGUCUCUCUUUCUCUCUGUGUGUGUGUCUCUCUCACACACAUACACACACACAGGUUCUCUCCCCCUCUCUCCUUUGUAUCCUGAAGACUGCCAAUGAGGAAAGCAGAGAGGGUCCCAUUGACAACAGCAUAGAUGGAUGCCUGCUCAAGUAGUAGCCCCAAGACGCUGCUCUAAUCAACACAGGCACACGUCUUCAGUGGCACAAGUCAAUCCCCUGACUACUUGUGCUGGGCUUUUCCAACUUAAAACAACCUAGUGGGAUCUUGUUUUCAAACCUUGCCUGAGAAAAAUGAGAGAAUUCCGAAUCAAAGAGCUGAAGUAUUAGAGCAGCGGCUAGGACGUUUCCCUGUGCCUGUGUAGAGGAGGGUCUGUCAGUCUCACUUCCCUCUUUCUCCCUCCCCCUUCCUUCUCCUACCCAAGCUGAAGAAACAGAAACAAUGUGAUGACCUCUUGGCCUGAUCCAGUCUGUGUCUUUUCCCUACCACACCAUCUGGCAGAGUCCACACCGUUGAGAGAAUAACAUACAGAAAAGGUUAGACAUUUCCAUUCAAACCUCAGCAAUUAAGUGACAGGAAGGGAGCCCCACAGGUGUCUAGGAUAAAGGACUUGUCCUUACUAGCUCUAGGGACAGAGUAAUAUUCCUUCAGAGAUAAACUAAGAAAUACCCGGCAACCUUCCAAAUAAGAAACGCCUUUCUGUUGGAUAACUUGUAGGUGACACUGUUGGAGUCUCUUCUUAUCGGAAUCCUGUUUUAAAAUGUAUCCCAUUUUCAAUCAAGCCUAGACCAACUGGAGUCUUGAAAGACAACUUCGACUGGGGAUGGGGAAGGGCUGACCACAUAAACUGCAUUUUUCAACUGUUUGGAGCCUGAGUUUUGUUCCCUGUUCCCAGAAAGGCACAUCCUUAACACACAACACAGAGAUGUUUCAGCGUGAGGACACUGUCCUCCUGGUCCACCUCAUUGUGUGUGCCAUCAGAAGGGUUAACUUGUUCGCUUGGCAUGAGGCGCGUUUAUUAUAAAACUCUAUUCUCAAACUAAUUACAUCUGA